AUGCGUUCCCUUCAAUCUUUAAAAGAAGAAUUACGCGCCCUGGAACAACAUUUUCCAAAACGUACCAACGCACCUUUUUCGAUAGUCAGUGCAUCUGUUGAUGACAUAACCAGUAUUUAUCGUGAUCCUACUAAUCAACGAUCAAUAUCAAUUUGCUGUAAAAUACUUGAAGUACCAAAUAAAUGUUUAUGGUAUACGGAAAGUGAUAAUAGGGAUGAUGUGCAAGAGCAAUUAACAACGAUAUUUGAUGAGUUAAAUUCGAAUACGUCGAACGAAACUCGCAGUGUCACAUUGCAACUUGAAUCGAUCAUUGAACGAUUGAAUGGCUUUUUCAAUGCUUCUAAUUUACCAUUGCCAAGUCAUUUGACAACAAAUUUAACAAGUCGAGUUGAACCGGAAGACUCCGGUGUUGAUCAAGAAGAAGAAGACGACGACGAUGAAACCGAACAACACCCAAAUCCCGAUCAGGAUCAAUGUUCACUGGAUGAUGAUGAAAAAGUUCCGCAAACUGAACAACUAACUGAAGAUAUAGACGGUAUAUCUUUAGAAAACUGGCAAUUGCUUCAAUCGCUGAAAUACAAACGCAUUAAUGAAGCUGCACAACGCAACCAUGAGAAAAUCUAUGCUAAUAAUAACAAUAAUAACACAUCGACAAAGAGAGAAAGUGCAUCGUCAUCAUCGUUGACAUCAUCUGUGCAAGCAACUGAUCGGUUAAUGAAAGAAUUAAGAGAAAUAUUUCGAUCUCAAGCUUAUAAAAAAGGAGAUUUUACUAUUGAAUUAGUGGAUGAGAGUCUGUAUGAAUGGAAUGUCAAAUUAUAUCAUGUUGAUAAAGAUAGCAAAUUAUACGCAGAUCUCGAAGAAAUGAAAACUUCCGAGAAAAAUUUAGAUAAACUAGAUCAUAUUUUAUUAAACUUCACAUUCAGUGAUAAUUACCCAUUUGCACCUCCAUUUGUACGUGUCAUCCGACCGAUAAUCACCGGUGGUCAUGUAUAUUCCGGAGCUAUAUGUAUGGAAUUACUGACUCGGCAAGGUUGGUCUUCUGCGUAUAGUGUAGAAUCGUUACUUUUUCAAAUAGUAGCCACAUUGUGCAAAGCAGAUGCACGUAUUGAUUUCAAUUCCCUGAACGAAACAUUCUCAUUGCAACGUGCUCAACAAGCCUUUCGUCAUAUAACGAAUGUACAUGAAAAAAGCGGAUGGUACACAGCACCAAAAGCCGAUGGAUAG
Messenger RNA from Adineta ricciae, 1224 nucleotides. Lineage: Eukaryota; Metazoa; Rotifera; Eurotatoria; Adinetida; Adinetidae. The record is from the annotation of a GenBank genome assembly.